Molecule: messenger RNA, 913 nt
Organism: Polistes canadensis
Lineage: Eukaryota; Metazoa; Arthropoda; Insecta; Hymenoptera; Vespidae
Gene: RpS3A
Product: 40S ribosomal protein S3a
Exons: 5
Coding region: 46-849 (267 amino acids)
Biological process (GO): translation
Cellular component (GO): cytosol; ribosome
Molecular function (GO): structural constituent of ribosome
Source: RefSeq, a predicted model, not a curated record
UACCUCGCGCUGCUACUUCCGGUUCUUUAUCAUACGAGUUCAACUAUGGCGGUUGGUAAAAAUAAGGGUCUAUCUAAAGGUGGCAAAAAAGGUGUUAAAAAGAAGAUUGUUGAUCCUUUUACACGAAAAGAUUGGUACGAUGUGAAGGCUCCUUCUAUGUUCACAAAUCGUCAUGUUGGAAAGACAUUAGUAAACAGGACUCAAGGAACAAAAAUUGCAUCGGAAGGUUUAAAAUUCCGUGUAUUUGAGGUUUCUCUAGCUGAUUUACAAGAUGACAAUGAUGCAGAGAGAUCGUUCAGAAAAUUUAGAUUAAUUGCAGAAGAUGUUCAAGGCAGAAAUGUCUUGACCAACUUCCAUGGUAUGGAUCUUACGACUGAUAAGUUAAGAUCCAUGGUUAAGAAGUGGCAAACUUUAAUUGAAGCUAGUGUCGAUGUAAAAACAACAGACGGUUAUUUACUAAGAGUUUUCUGCAUUGGAUUUACAAACAAAGAUCAGAUGAGCACAAGGAAAACUUGUUAUGCUCAACAUUCCCAAGUAAAAAAAAUUCGUCAAAAAAUGGUUGAUAACAUUACCAACGAUGUUAUCAAGAGCGACUUGAAAGGUGUUGUUAGUAAGCUAUUGCCUGACGCGAUGGCUAAAGACAUUGAGAAAGUGUCACAGAGCGUAUAUCCACUCCAUGAUGUAUACAUUCGCAAGGUUAAAGUUUUAAAAAAGCCACGAUUUGAACUGAGUAAAUUACUCGAAUUACACGGUGAUGGUGGUGGAAGUAAAAGCGAAGAUGUUGGGGAAAGUGGAUCUAAGGUCGAUAGACCUGAAGGCUAUGAACCUCCUGUACAAGAAUCAGUUUAAUAAUUUUAUUCUUAUGAAAUUUCUUAAAAAUAAAAACUACAAUCCUAUGUAGAAAAAUAAUUAA